Lineus longissimus is the source of this 1100-nucleotide messenger RNA. RefSeq names its product vacuolar-sorting protein SNF8-like. Gene Ontology annotation, biological process: protein transport to vacuole involved in ubiquitin-dependent protein catabolic process via the multivesicular body sorting pathway. Bases 96 to 833 code for a protein of 245 amino acids. Gene Ontology annotation, cellular component: ESCRT II complex. NCBI's taxonomy places the organism in Eukaryota, Metazoa, Nemertea, Pilidiophora, Heteronemertea, Lineidae. The transcript has 8 exons. The record is from RefSeq and is a predicted model, not a curated record.
AACUAGAGUACCGUUCAAUUUCCUUGUUUUACUUUUUUGACAGUGAAAAACAUCUGUUUUUUGAAUUCACAUCGUGUAUUUUCAUUCUGUGUGCAAUGCGUCGAAGAGGGGUAGGCCUUGCAGCCAUCCAGAAGAAGGAUCUUGCACAGACCAAGUUCAAGGAUAAGGGAACGGCAAUUGCGGAGGAUCAGCUCGUUCAGAUGUCUAAACAAAUGGAAGCAUUUCAAGGAAACCUUGAAGAAUUUGCCGGCAAACAUAAAGAUGAGAUAAAGAAGAAUCCUGCCUUCAGAGUCCAGUUUCAGGAGAUGUGUGCAUCGAUUGGAGUUGAUCCUCUUGCUUCCAGCAAAGGUUUCUGGUCCGAGAUGCUUGGUGUUGGUGAUUUCUACUAUGAACUUGGUGUUCAAAUUAUAGAAGUGUGCCUUGCAACAAGUCAUAGGAAUGGAGGUUUGAUGGAUCUUGAAGAACUAAAGACAAGACUUCUCAAAUCGAGAGGCAAGAAAGCACAAGAAAUCACAUUAGAUGACCUGUUAAGAGCAAUCAAGAAACUAAAAAUCUUAGGCAAUGGUUUUACAGUAGUUAAUCUUGGGACCCACUACAUGGUGCAAUCAAUCCCUGGGGAGCUGACAAUGGACCAUACACAAGUCUUACAGUUGGCUGAGGAAUCUGGUUUUGUUACUAUUUCAAGCCUGAAAAGUAAAUGGAAAUGGGAGGAAGAGAGGGCACAUCGAGCUGUGGAUCACAUGGUAAAAGAAGGUUUAGCUUGGGUAGAUGACCAAGUAAAAGGAGAGAGACAAUACUGGUUCCCGACUUUCUUCCCGGAUGUUGCAGCAUGAGCUUGAACUUUUGAUACUUGAUAAGUGGUCACAAAUGGGACAUUUUGUUUGUUAUUACAGAUUCAUUGAGCACAAAUGGAUCAAUUAUUUCAUUUGCAAUUCAAAAUAAAUAUGUGACACCAGACGGUUCAAUGACAUCAUCUCAGUUGUUUAAUUGCCAGUCAUUCCUGUCAUUAAAAUGACUGUAGUUUAGAGUAAUGUGAGAUAUCCGUUGAUUGUAAAUAUUGUAUUUGUAAAUAAAUGUUAGUAUACUACCGGUACGUUAAA